Molecule: messenger RNA, 934 nt
Organism: Baudoinia panamericana UAMH 10762
Lineage: Eukaryota; Fungi; Ascomycota; Dothideomycetes; Mycosphaerellales; Teratosphaeriaceae
Exons: 1
Coding region: 382-669 (95 amino acids)
Source: RefSeq, a predicted model, not a curated record
CGGCGGUCCGCAAGCGAUGACCUGCAGCACACGAUACGGCAACACCUAAACAAUACGUGCUUUCAUUUGUUGCAACAAGGGUAGCAUGGGCACCGCAUGCUGAACCAAGAUCUCUAUUCUGUGCGGUUAUGCUUAGUCGCUCUUCUGGGACCGCUCUGUCUCAGCCAACGUCGAAGGCGGUAAAUGCGCACUGCCGCGUUCGGUACAGAACACAAGCUCUAGCCGGUAGCUACCAGUUACAUACGGACUAUCACGCCGGCGUGGGUGCAUGAUUUGCCUACUGAUACGCAUCUGAGGUCAUCAUUCAGGUAUUGUCCCAUACAAAGUCCAAGAGUUUGUGACCUGUCAUAUUUAUAAGCUUUCGCACCUCCCUUGCGCCUAAUGCUCUGCACGCCAUGCACCGGAUGCCCGGCAGAGGCACGCAAUCGCAGCAAGCAACCUGCAGAUCAUGCAAUCAGUGUACGCAACGCGCGGCACUUACCCGGUACGGCUGCUGCACAGGAACCGAGGACCGGGAGGAGGGCACCUCGUAACCCGGACUGGCUCCAGCGAUCUGUCUCCAUGUAUGAGGCAUCGCCACGACGUACGCAGCUCGAUCAGAUCCUUGCACAAGGCCUGCUCGUCAUCUGGACAUCGUGGAGGCAGAACGUGGCGGAAAGCAUCCGAUGAAGGGCGCCUUUCGUUGAAGGCGAACCCACAGCGUUCUGUGCGCCUUCGCUACGGCUCGGCAAUGUCGCACACUCAGGCAGAAUGGGUGCCACGUCCGCUGCUGCAGGUAUCGAGGCGACAUCGACUUGGCAUAAUUUGUUCCGGAAGCCCGGUGAAGUUUCCUUCCAUAACGUAGAAUUAGGCACAUCAAACUCUACAAUCUCACGCUGAUCCUAAACCGACGGUAACGCCCGUCACAGUAGUGGAGACAGCUGCAGCGGUGACG